AUGUAUGGAGAAGAAGAGUUUCCCAGAAGAGUAUAUAGAAUGGAGGAACUGUAUUUUAUGGGUGCACCAGUGCCUCAAUACGCAUAUGCGUCUCAGGUGCCAAAAAUGGGUGUCAGCCACGUUCUAGGUCAUAUUUUACUCGUAAGAUGCUCUGCACAGAAAGAUUACUAG
Trichoderma gamsii is the source of this 171-nucleotide messenger RNA. RefSeq lists its product as hypothetical. The record is from RefSeq and is a predicted model, not a curated record. The transcript has a single exon. The coding region runs from base 1 to 171 and encodes 56 amino acids. Lineage: Eukaryota; Fungi; Ascomycota; Sordariomycetes; Hypocreales; Hypocreaceae.